Molecule: messenger RNA, 567 nt
Organism: Ceraceosorus guamensis
Lineage: Eukaryota; Fungi; Basidiomycota; Exobasidiomycetes; Ceraceosorales; Ceraceosoraceae
Exons: 3
Coding region: 1-567 (188 amino acids)
Source: RefSeq, a predicted model, not a curated record
AUGCCAAGGCGGGCGCAGACCCUGCUCACCGCCGGCUGCGUAUCUUACGCAUCACUCGUCAAGACUGCGCCAUAUGCACCAGCAAUCAAGCGCGAAUCGAAUGAAACAUUCCAGCUACUGCUGGAGCUUUCCUGCGCAGACGCGGGUGUUCGCGUGAUUGCAUCGCGGAUGAAUGAGCCGAUCAAGCAACGUUUCAGGCGCGCGGGCGAUCGAAUGAGGGGCCCGUCUUCAAGUGAGGCGCGCUCAGUUCCAAAGCAAGUCACAGAUCGAAAUACAAGAUCCGCUCCUCCUGCUUCGAACCGAUCCAUGCAGCCGUUGCAUAUGGGUCGCGUCUUUGGCAGGAAAACGGCGGCAUGUCAGUCUUGUGAUGAUGACAAGCGGUUCGCUUACAGCUUCUGCUCUGCUUGUGUGGUCGUUGAGCCAGCAGCCGCAAUCAUGCAGAAGUAUAUCGACAACGAGCUCUGCGCUGCCACCUCUGCGAACCGUACUGGCAAUUUUGAAUUGACUUUGGGAGUCGAGCAGCCUGGGAUGCGCGAAUGGAAUUUUGAGCUCACAGCAUCGAAAUGA